UUAAAGCGUACGUUCAGGAAGAAAAGGGUAUUCCUUUUAACUUUUAAGAAACAGAAACUCUUGAAUGAGGCUGGGAGAACUUUGAGGGAUGCACAAGCUCUUCCUUCUCUGGGAAUCAUUAAGGAUUCCACUUUAAUCUUUCGAUAUGCACCAGCUACUCAAAUAGUUGUGAGAAACAUUGUCUCAGGGCACGUCCUUAAGAUAAUGGUAGGGCCUUAUGACACCAUCGGAGAUGUUAAGACUGUCAUUCAAAAAUAUGAGGGGAUUCCAUUUCAUAAACAGAAAUUAACCUUCUGUGGAGCUGAGCCUGAUGAUUCCGAGUAUCUCUAUGACCAAAAUGAGAGUUUUCUGUUGCUUCAAUAUAAAUCAGUGACACAGGUAUUUGUGAUAAAUAAUUUAUCAGGACGUGUGCUUAAGGUAGCGGUGGACCCUGAUGACACAAUUGGAGAUGUUAAGGCUGCCAUUUACGAAAAGGAGGGUAUUCGAUUACAUGAGCAGAGCUAUUGCUCCUUUGAUGACUCGAUUCCACAGUUCUAG
Molecule: messenger RNA, 537 nt
Organism: Nicotiana tabacum (common tobacco)
Lineage: Eukaryota; Viridiplantae; Streptophyta; Magnoliopsida; Solanales; Solanaceae
Molecular function (GO): protein binding
Source: RefSeq, a predicted model, not a curated record